This is a messenger RNA of Cylas formicarius (sweet potato weevil), 1287 nucleotides long. RefSeq lists its product as uncharacterized. Bases 69 to 1181 code for a protein of 370 amino acids. The transcript is spliced from 6 exons. The record is from RefSeq and is a predicted model, not a curated record. NCBI's taxonomy places the organism in Eukaryota, Metazoa, Arthropoda, Insecta, Coleoptera, Brentidae.
GGCAUGAUACAGACGUCAAAAGAAUGCCCGUGAAGCGUUUGAGUAUGUUACCAAAUUCCCGUUAAGCGAUGGAAGGAAAAAGUUCCGACGAAAAUCGCAGGCAAGUUCGUUACGCGGAAUCCAUCGAAGAAGAGUGUUCUGGUACUGAAGCGGAAAAUGUUUCGGAAAAUUCAAAAUCGUUAGUCCGUCAUUCCGGUGAUAGCGAGUAUUCCGUUGGUACCAGCAUACUGGACGCCGGACAUCAAGAGGUUGCUGUGUUGAAGCUGAAACUCGAAGCAGCCGAACGAAAAUGUCGCGUCUUGGAGACAGAAAAUGAAAAGAUCCACUCUGAUUUAAUAAAGGAGAGAACAAAGACCGCUAAACAAGAUAAGAAGCUUCAGUUCGUCAAAGAAAAUCAAGAAAUUUUUAUGAGACUGAAGGAGGCGUACGUCAACAUGAAAUACAAUGAAGCGGCCGGUAGAAGAAUGAUCGAAAUCAAAGAAAAGGGUACUCAAACUUGGCCGGGAGUUUUGUGCAACGCGUGUUUAGAAACUGAGGAAGUUAGGAGACAAGUGGAAAUUUUGGUUGUAAAAUACAGCCAAAUGUUUGUUGUGUCUCCGAGCGAAAUGGAGCGACUGGUAAAUACGGUCAAGUACUUAAAGGAUCUUGUAAUUAGACAAGAGAAGACGUGGCUGACAAACGUGGAAAAGCAAAACGUUUUCCAAGCCCGCGUUGAUUUAUUGACUAGGGAAAAUUCAGAGCUCAGGGAAAUGUUGACCAGGAAACGGGUUGACAACAUUGACAAUCAAAGUACUUUAGGGAGAGAAAUAUUAUUUCGUAAUGUUAUGGACGAUCAGUUUUCAACGAAACACAUAGAAACCCUGAAUAAAAUUAUCGUUAAAUACGAAAGAUGCCAUAAGCUUAUGACGGGAAAUCAAACUAAAAAAAUAUUAAAUGGCCCAUUAAGCGAAAAGGAACAACGAAUAGUGGAAGAAAUUGUUUCAAAGUGCGGUACGAAUUGUCAAAAGAAAAGUUUUGUGGAGCUUACAAGUAAUAGUGCGUCUCGAGAAAACACCGCUCUUUUGCGUAGACCUUCGGGUUCUUUGAGAUGCUUAAAUGUCGAUAGCAAAAGGUUUGGUGGAGAUUCUUUGGGAGCUAACGCAGCUUCAACAAUUUUAAUGAUGGAUUGUUUAUUCGAUUGAAGGGCAUCUUUUAGAAAUAAUUAAAUCGUAUGUCUAUUGGGCAGAUGUAUUUAUAUCCAGUAACAUAUAGAUACAUGUGCGCCGCUUUGUUUCCAACUAGAUCAAC